Molecule: messenger RNA, 4755 nt
Organism: Solea senegalensis (Senegalese sole)
Lineage: Eukaryota; Metazoa; Chordata; Actinopteri; Pleuronectiformes; Soleidae
Gene: clocka
Product: clock circadian regulator a
Exons: 23
Coding region: 849-3437 (862 amino acids)
Biological process (GO): circadian regulation of gene expression; regulation of transcription by RNA polymerase II
Cellular component (GO): nucleus; CLOCK-BMAL transcription complex; cytoplasm
Molecular function (GO): protein dimerization activity; DNA-binding transcription factor activity, RNA polymerase II-specific; E-box binding
Source: RefSeq, a predicted model, not a curated record
UUUUGCCUUUGCUUGUUUUGGUGUCAGGAACUGGCCAAAGGCCCGGUGACCCACAUUCUCUAAUGCUGCAUGUUAGCUACAGCUAGCUCACUCCGGCUAAAAGUGGGUUGACAUACAUAUGUGAGAUUGUUGCGGGCGAGUUAACUGCUCGCUGCGUUACGUUACAAACUCGUGAGGCAGCUGGAAAAUCCCGCGUAUGUGAUUUUUGACGACUAGUGGAUCACUGACAGCGUGUGUCGCGUGUCGCAGUGAGUGUGUUAAACUGUUAUAAAGCUGAUGUUGUAUUUUACAAUUUGACGUUAGCUCGUAAGCUAGGUGGCGUUAGCUGUGUAGCUGCCGGCCGGCGUCGUCGGAAGGACAGACGUGUUACACCUGGUUCGUCACUUCACACACGGCGGAGUGGACCGUAGUUCUGGAGACUUUACAUACUUGACAUCCGCUCACGACUCUCCGACUUGUGUUCUUCCCACAUCUGCUGCUUCUUCUUUGCGAGGGUGAAGAAUUCAGAUUAGAUUACUAAUCUGUCAAGCGGCGAAGCGGUUAUUGAAUCAGCCGUCACUCAUAGACAUAAGACUCAGAUGUUGCUGCCAUGUGCCACACUCUUGCCCGAAGCAGACGAAAAACUCAGCUCAAAGACCUUUUGAUCGAGGACAUUUUCAGAGACUCUCCUCCAGGACUCGCAGAGCUCUGCCACCACAGUGUAUCCACUCAGCCCCUGUCUUCAUCCAGAAGAUGCUUUCUCAUGCUUUCACCACACUGGCUGUACUGUCAGUAAGGUUUAUUCCCAAAUGUCUACCUCACGAUUAAAAGACCCCUCUCCAACACUGCGACCCUGAACAGGAUUCAAAAUGACCUCGAGCAUUGACAGGGAUGAUAGCAGUAUCUUUGAUGGGCUAAUGGAAGAAGAUGAGAAGGACAAAGCAAAACGUAUGUCACGCAACAAGUCUGAGAAGAAACGCAGAGACCAGUUCAAUGUCCUCAUCAAGGAACUCGGCACAAUGUUGCCGGGAAAUACCCGCAAAAUGGACAAGUCCACUAUUUUGCAGAAGAGCAUCGACUUUCUACACAAACACAAGGAAAUCGCUGCUCAGUCGGAGUCAACAGAGAUCAGACAAGACUGGAAGCCUCCUUUUCUUAGCAAUGAAGAGUUCACUCAGCUGAUGUUAGAGGCAUUAGAUGGAUUUUUUCUUGCAAUUAUGACUGAUGGGAAUAUAAUCUAUGUUUCUGAGGGCGUGACGUCUCUACUAGAACAUUUGCCUUCUGACCUUUUGGAUCAGAACCUGUUAAACUUCCUACCCAUGGGGGAGCAAUCAGAUGUGUACAAGGCUCUAUCCUCUCAUAUCAUGGAGGGAGAGACACUCACACCUCAGUAUCUGAAAACAAAAAAUCAGCUUGAGUUCUGUUGCCACAUGCUCCGAGGGACGAUUGACCCCAAAGAGCCUCCUGUGUACGAAUAUGUCAAGUUUAUUGGAAACUUCAAGUCCCUGAAUAAUGUGCCUAACUGUACCCGAAACGGUUUUGGAGGAGUGAUUCAGCGUUCACUUCACUCUGCCUUUGAAGACAGAGUGUGUCUCAUAGCAACUGUAAAGCUAGCCAAACCACAGUUUAUCAAGGAGAUGUGCACUGUAGAGGAGCCUAAUGAAGAAUUCACCUCCAGACAUAGUUUAGAGUGGAAAUUUCUCUUCUUGGACCACAGAGCUCCACCCGUCAUAGGUUACCUCCCGUUCGAGGUCCUGGGUACGUCGGGAUAUGACUACUACCACGUCGAUGACCUGGAAACACUGGCUAAAUGCCAUGAACACUUAAUGCAAUAUGGCAAAGGAAAGUCCUGCUACUACAGAUUCCUUACCAAAGGGCAGCAGUGGAUUUGGCUCCAGACCCACUACUAUAUCACCUAUCAUCAAUGGAAUUCCCGACCAGAGUUUAUUGUUUGCACACACACUGUUGUUAGUUAUGCUGAGGUGAGGGCUGAACAACGCAGAGAGCUUGGAAUUGAAGAAUCACCACUGGAGAUCACAGCAGAUAAGCACUAUCAGGAUUCAGGCUCUGAGUCCCAGCUCAACACUUCCAGUCUGAAAGAGGUUUUAGAGCGCUUUGAUCACAGCCGGACACCCUCUGUCUCAUCUCGCAGCUCACGCAAAUCAUCACACACAGCUGUGUCUGACCCAGCCUCAUCACAAAUGAAGCUUCAGGGAGACCGGAGUACAUCAGGUCGCCAAUCUGUCUCUGCCGUUGAGAUGACAUCACAACGGAGGUCGUCUAUCAGCAGUCAGCAGUCGAUGAGCUCCCAAAAUACAGGACAAAACGUAACUCCAUCCAUGGUUUGUCAACAACAGCAGCAGCAACAACAACAAGUACAGAACAGUGGACAAUCAAUGGUGCAGUUCUCCAACCAGUUAGAUGCCAUGCAGCACCUGAAAGACCAGCUGGAGCAGAGGACCAGGCUGAUAGAGGCCAAUAUCCAGCGGCAGCAGGAUGAGCUGCGGCAGAUUCAGGUGGAGCUGCAGAGGGUGCAGGGACAGAACUUACAGGUGGCCCAGGUGAAUGCUGUGGUGCAGCAAGGAGGGACGCUCAGCAUGCAGGGCCAGGUCAUCUCUACAGGGCCUUUACAGAACAGCAUAAAGCAACAACAACAUGCUGUCCAGCCCCAAUCCCAGCAACAAACACUCCAGGAACAGAGUACAGCACUCUCUCAGUCUCAACGGCCAUCUCUCACUCUGCAACCACAACAAAAUCCACUGCCUGUGUCUCUCUACAACACGAUGAUGAUCCCUCAGCAAAGUCCUGCCAACGUGGUCCAGAUCGCCACGAGCCUGGCACAGAAUACUGGACACAACACUCCCGCAGUGGCAACAUUUGCGCAGGACCGUGGUGCUCAGAUUAGGUUUCCUGCUGCUCCUCAGCUGCUCACCAAGCUAGUGACAGGACAGAUGGCAUGUGGGGCUGUCAUGGUCCCCACGACCAUGUUCAUGGGUCAAGUGGUGACGGCUUUCGCUCCCCAGCAGGGCCAGACCCAGACCAUUAGCCUUUCCCAGCAGCCACCACAACAGCAGCAACAUCAACAGCUGGAACAGACGCAAUCGCAGGUCACAGCCAUGCAGCCAGGGCAGACUCCACUGGCUCAACAGCAAACGCAGUUUCUGCAGGCUCCUCGGCUUCUUCAUGGAAAUCAGUCCACACAGUUGAUCCUGCAGGCGGCGUUCCCUCUGCAGCAGCAGGGUACUUUUGCCGCCACAACCCCACAGCAGCAGCAACAACAAUUACAACAGCAGUUGCAACAGCACCACCAUCACCACCAACAACAGAAGCAGUUACAACAGCAGAAACAGCAGCAGCAGCAGCAGCAGCAGCAACAACAGCAGCAGCAGCAGCAGCAGCAGCUGGCUCCUCACAGAACUGAUAGUUUGUCUGACCGCUCCUCGAUGCAGCCACAUUAGCUGGCUACAGCCGAUCAGAAGUGGAGUGGGACAAACCUGUGCCUCCGAGGCUCGGGAAGUGAUUUGGGGGCGGGCUGUGGCUUCCCUCGCCUCAUACGGAUCUUUAAUUGUUUUGCUGUUUGCACAUAAUUCUGGAGCUCAAGGCACCACAGAGAAUCCAGGACUGGGCUCAUUGUGGCUCUGGGUAGUUGGUGUUUGGCUCCGUAUUGAAGCCUUUUCUCCAAGAACAUGGAGCCAUGUUCCCUGUGAAGGACAACCCCCUCCCCCCAGCCCCUCCUUGUGUGUUCAGUGGAUGCGUGAGUGUGUGUUUGUGUAUGUGUGCGCUCUAAGUAACCUCACAGGAUUAUUUUAUGCAGAGCUCACCAGUUAAUGCUGUGAAGCUUCAAGGACGUCCUGCAAAACAGCCAAAGGCUUUUUUGUCUUGGAUGCUUUCUCCUAUUCUCGUUUUUGUCAAAAAAAAAGAAGAUAAUUAUGGGUCAGAAAAUAUUUUUAAGAAUGUGGUGUAGAUUGAACUUUUAUUGUACAGAACAUUGUGUGUAAUAUGUAAUGUAAAUAUACUGAAAAUCUACUAUUUUAUAUGAUGCAUGAGGUGAAAUGCGUAUUCUGUUCUUCACAGCUUUGAAUAUGCUUUUUUUUCUAGUAAUCAACGAAAAAAAGAUCUUAAAAUGCACAGUGGCUGAUAUUUUUCACAGACUUCCUUUCUCCGAGAGGAUGCGUUUGUUUGUGCGUCUGCAUAGCAUACUCCGUCAACACUGCUUGUUGUGUCACAGUUUGUAAAAAUCCUUGACCCAUAUUUUCACAGAAUUUCAUAAAACUGUCAAAGACGAUAUGCAUUUUAAUGUAUUUUUAAGCUUUUUAAUGUGCUUAGAACUGCACACUAAAGACUCCAAAUACAGCUUGAGUCACAUAUUGUGAAUGAAAUAAAUACUACCAAGAUUAAGCUACCUGUACGGUGUCUGAAGACACUUAAUUCCACAUAUAAACAUGUGUCACUUAUAGAAGACAUACAGUAUAUAUUGUUAACAUGUUGCUAUCUUUCUCAGACUGAGCUUCAGUUAAAUGAUAUACCAAAUGAUUUCCCAUCAGUUUGCUCCGCAUCCAUUCAGCCUGAUCACUUUCUGGAGUUUCUGGAGAGGCAGACGCUGGUGCAGUGAUUCCCCAAAGUGUGGACUGCACAGGAAGGCUGUGAGAGGUUAUAGAUGCAUACAAUUGUGUUUUGAUUUUCAGUUUCAUUAUUAAGUUUCAAAUCAUCAUUACAUGCUCACAGUCACUUUUAAGAAGUCAUCGAAGUAAUAAAACCAAGCUGUGGGAUUUGAAA